AAAGUUGAUAGGACGAUCUCUUCCCAAAACCCCGAUUAUCUAAAAUACCUUUCAAACUCAGCCUUUCCCAACCUUCAAGAAUACCUCUCCUGUCUUAUCUAUAUAUGCCACUACUAAGACAUGCUUCUCUUCACUUCCAUUUCUAAUCUCAGAAACCUUCUUUACUACUAUUGACACACUAUCUAUCGCAGUUACUACUGCUAUAUCUACAUAGUCACCGCUUGAACUAAUAACAAGUGUGUGUGUGUGAGAGAGAGAGAGAGCAAUGGCUGCUGAUAAGGUUGUGGAGACAGCGAUAGUAGGUAACUAUGUGGAGAUGGAGACUGAAGGGAAGCCUAACGACAUGAAAACACGAUUUUCUAAGUUCUUAUGGCAUGGUGGUUCUGUUUAUGAUGCCUGGUUUAGCUGUGCUUCAAACCAGGUGGCUCAAGUAUUGCUUACAUUACCAUACUCGUUUUCUCAACUAGGGAUGCUAUCAGGCAUAUGCUUUCAGCUCUUCUAUGGAUUGCUGGGCAGUUGGACAGCUUAUCUAAUCAGCAUACUCUAUGUAGAAUACAGGACAAGAAAAGAAAGAGAGAAGGUUGAUUUCAGGAACCAUGUCAUCCAGUGGUUUGAAGUUCUUGAUGGACUCCUUGGAAAAUAUUGGAGGAACGUGGGUUUGGCAUUUAACUGCACUUUUCUUCUGUUUGGAUCUGUCAUUCAGCUCAUAGCCUGUGCAAGCAACAUAUAUUACAUAAAUGAUAAUCUAGACAAGAGGACCUGGACUUACAUCUUUGGGGCUUGUUGCGCUACCACAGUGUUCAUCCCUUCAUUUCACAAUUACAGAAUCUGGUCAUUUCUUGGUCUUAUUAUGACUACUUACACCGCUUGGUACCUCACCAUUGCUUCCCUCCUUCAUGGCCAGGUGGAGGGUGUUAAGCAUUCGGGCCCAACAAAAAUGGUGCUAUAUUUCACUGGGGCCACAAACAUUCUCUACACAUUUGGGGGACAUGCCGUUACUGUGGAAAUCAUGCACGCUAUGUGGAAGCCUCAGAAAUUCAAGGCCAUAUACUUACUGGCUACUCUGUAUGUUCUGACUUUGACACUUCCCUCAGGAGCAGCAGUAUACUGGGCAUUUGGUGACAUGCUUCUCAAUCACUCCAAUGCCUUUGCUCUCCUUCCAAGAUCUUCCUCCAGAGACAUGGCUGUCAUUUUAAUGCUCAUCCACCAGUUUAUUACAUUUGGGUUUGCAUGCACACCAUUGUACUUUGUGUGGGAGAAAGCGAUAGGGAUGCAUGAAUGCAAGAGCUUGUGCAAAAGGGCUGCCGCUAGAUUGCCUGUGGUUAUUCCCAUUUGGUUUUUAGCUAUCAUCUUCCCAUUCUUUGGACCUAUCAAUUCCUCUGUUGGAUCACUCCUUGUUAGCUUCACGGUCUAUAUCAUCCCUGCCCUAGCCCACAUGUUCACCUUCAAAUCAUCUGCUGCAAGAGAGAAUGCAGUGGAGCAGCCAUCAAAGUACACGGGAAGAUGGGUAGGAGCGUACAUGAUCAAUACAUUUGUGGUGGUGUGGGUGCUAAUUGUUGGGUUUGGAUUCGGUGGAUGGGCUAGCAUGACAAAUUUCAUGCACCAAAUUGAUACAUUUGGCCUCUUCACAAAGUGUUACCAAUGCCCACCUCCGACACUGCCACCAACAUUGCCACACCUCAAUGCCACAGCAGCUCCUCCGCCACUUCACCACCCACAAAACCAUACUCGCACCCCUUGAUUUUGGCCGCAUAAGAAAUUGCUUACUCCGAAGUUCCCAUAUUCAUCUCCACUCCACCCUUUGAUCAAGGGCCUUGCCAUCUUAUUCAGCUUGCUCGAUAGGCCGUGGACAGAGAGGAUAGAAAACUCAUAACAUGGUUGGCUAGUCAAAUUUGUCAUGUACUCAUAAAACAAACACGUUCCAUCCUGUUUUUGUAAUCAUUCUCUGUCUUUAAUCUGCUUAGAGAGUUGUUUUGUGUUCUACAAGGAGGGAAAAAAAGCAGUAGCAAGAAAGUUUUUAACACCAA
This is a messenger RNA of Populus nigra (black poplar), 2027 nucleotides long. Its product is annotated as auxin transporter-like protein 5. NCBI's taxonomy places the organism in Eukaryota, Viridiplantae, Streptophyta, Magnoliopsida, Malpighiales, Salicaceae. The record is from RefSeq and is a predicted model, not a curated record. Bases 266 to 1741 code for a protein of 491 amino acids. Gene Ontology annotation, cellular component: plasma membrane. The transcript has 8 exons.